AUGUCCGCUGUUCUGAUGACCCCUGUCAAGGAAGGUAGACAGGGCAACCCGUGGAAGUUCUCUCCCUGUUCCAUCAAUGCAUUCAAGGACUAUUUACGUGGAGUCACGUGCACACGGUCCAAGAAUGUCCUACCAGCGCCGCCUGACGGUCAAAGGUCAGGGGAGUUGUUGAGCAAGGACAGUCAAUGUCGCCUAGCACAACGUGAUGCCCGCAGCUCAUUCUGCCAGUCGAUGCAAGAAUUAAACGGUGGCAUGAGCCGUGUGUGUGGGGGCAUGUACUGCAAGGUUCCCGACAAGGAGAACACUUGUCAAAGUACCCUCCCACAAGAGUUUACUUCCUGCGACACCAAUAAGUGGUGUGUGGCAGGUCGGUGUGUCAGCAAGAAUGAAGACUCAGCAACAAGCAAUGCUACCACAGCCAAAAGCAGACAACAAACGCCUCGGAAAUCAUCAAGUCCUACAUUCAUUCCGAUAGUCACGACUGAUUCUGGUAUCACUGAAGCUACGA
This is a messenger RNA of Candidula unifasciata, 508 nucleotides long. The record is from the annotation of a GenBank genome assembly. Lineage: Eukaryota; Metazoa; Mollusca; Gastropoda; Stylommatophora; Geomitridae.